CCCGGCUGCUGUUGACCUGCUGCAAAUCAUUCGCUAACAAGAGGACAUUGCUCUGAAGAGACUCCGGGCCCUGGGUGAGGUGGAACUGCUAUGAGCCUCCCCCGUAUCCACCCGUGGGGCUGUCGCUGUAGAGCUGUGGCCGAGCCCAUUCACCAGUGACCCAGGUGACCCGAGCCGUCCCGGGGCUCAGCUGACACUUCCUCCGGUCUCUGGCAGACCUGUGCAUCAUGACCUGGCUGCUGCAGUACACGAACCCUUUGGAUCCGAGCGUCGUGGCGGCCGUCCUCACCAUCGCUUUCAACCCGUUCUUCUGGAAUGUGGUUGCAAGAUGGGAGCACAGAACCCGCAAACUGAGCAGUGCCUUCAGAUCGCCGCACCUGGCCUGCUACUCUCUGGGUGGCGUCAUCCUGCUGCUGAACGGCCUGCGUUCACACUGCUUCACACAGGCCAUGCUGAGCCAGCCCAAGAUGGAGGGCCUGGACAACCCCACUACCUACUGCCUGGGCCUGGCACUCCUGAGUGUGGGCAGUGUGUUUGUGCUUUCCAGUUUCUUCGCACUGGGGUUCACGGGAACCUUCCUAGGUGAUUACUUCGGGAUCCUCAAGGAGGCCAGAGUGACCACGUUCCCUUUCAGCAUCGUGGACAACCCCAUGUACUGGGGAAGCACAGCCAACUACCUGGGCUGGGCCCUCAUGCACGCCAGUCCCACGGGCCUGCUGCUGACAGCGGUGGUGGCCCUUGUCUACGUGGUGGCCAUCCUGUACGAGGAGCCCUUCACCGCAGAGAUCUACCGUCAGAAACCCGCCAGGUCCCACCGGAGAAGAUGACAGAGCUGCAGGGGCCCUGCAGGGUCCCGGCUGGCCCGGCCCACCCCAAGCACCCAGCCCGCUCUGGGGAGCAGCACCUGGCCGUUGCUCCUCACGUGUGGCUGGCGUGGGCCACUCCAGUGCCUUGGAAACUACUGCCUUGGGGGUCCUGGACAUGCUGCCAAGUGGCCACUCGGCCUGCUGUGCCCCACUGCCCCAGCUGUGCCUGCUCACCAAUAAAGGCACCCUGACCCCAGCA
Messenger RNA from Chinchilla lanigera (long-tailed chinchilla), 1065 nucleotides. RefSeq names its product phosphatidylethanolamine N-methyltransferase (gene Pemt). Bases 228 to 827 code for a protein of 199 amino acids. The transcript has 7 exons. Lineage: Eukaryota; Metazoa; Chordata; Mammalia; Rodentia; Chinchillidae. Gene Ontology annotation, biological process: phosphatidylcholine biosynthetic process. The record is from RefSeq and is a predicted model, not a curated record. Gene Ontology annotation, molecular function: phosphatidylethanolamine N-methyltransferase activity.